This is a messenger RNA of Bombina bombina (fire-bellied toad), 4837 nucleotides long. It is a transcript of the gene TRAF4, whose product is annotated as TNF receptor associated factor 4. The transcript has 7 exons. Gene Ontology annotation, molecular function: zinc ion binding; protein binding. Gene Ontology annotation, biological process: activation of NF-kappaB-inducing kinase activity; regulation of apoptotic process; positive regulation of JNK cascade. The coding region runs from base 431 to 1843 and encodes 470 amino acids. The record is from RefSeq and is a predicted model, not a curated record. NCBI's taxonomy places the organism in Eukaryota, Metazoa, Chordata, Amphibia, Anura, Bombinatoridae.
AGACAAGACUUCGUUUUAAGGCACUUUUACACUAGAACAAGGCACCAGGCACAGGAUUUACACGGUCUGGUAGCUUCUGCGAGCCGUACACAUAAAGGAGGCGGAGUCUAGGGCCCGGUGCUGCCUCCGCCCUGGGCACACAUAGGAGGGGCUGCAGCCAUGUACCUUGAGCAGCUGAGCUGGAAUAGACAUAGACAGAUCUGUGGCUGCACAGACAGCAGCAGGAAGAGCGGUGUCUGGGGGACAGGAAUCAGGAUUUGGACUCUGGGCUUUUGCACAUAAGGUGUGAUCAGUGCACGGAUGUCAUUGUAUCGGGGUUGUUGCACAGUGACAUAAGCGACCUUGGAGACCCAGUUUGCGUGAGCAGGCAGCUGCCUGUUUUCCCUGUCCCUAAGGUGCUGCUGUUGCUACUACCUGGAUCGCUUUUAAGAUGCCUGGCUAUGAUUACAAGUUCUUAGAGAAGCUCAGGCGCAAGUUUGUGUGUCCACUAUGUGGCAAGGCAAUGAGGGAACCUGUGCAAGUGUCUACUUGUGGCCAUCGCUUUUGUGAUACCUGUCUGCAAGAGUUUCUCAGUGAAGGUGUCUUCAAAUGUCCCGAAGACCAACUUCCGCUUGACUACGCAAAGAUUUAUCCAGACCGGGAGCUGGAGACUCAGGUCUUGAGCUUGACCAUACGGUGCAUACACAGUGAGGAAGGGUGUCGCUGGAGUGGUCCGGUAAAACAACUUCAGACUCAUCUGAGCCUUUGUGCCUUUAAUGUCAUUCCUUGCCCUAACCGCUGUAGCACUAAACUGAGCCGCCGGGAUCUGCCGGAACACAUGCAGCAUGACUGCCCAAAGCGUAAAGUCCGCUGUGAAUUCUGUGGCAGCGACUUCACUGGAGAGGCGUACGAGGAUCACCAAGGCUGUUGCCCUCAGGAAAGUGUGUACUGUGAGAAUAAGUGCGGCGCUCGCAUGAUGAGGCGAGUUCUGUCCCAGCAUUCCUUGGCAGAAUGUCCCAAGCGCACGCAGCCUUGCCCUUACUGCAAUAAAGAAUUUGUGUUUGACACUAUUCAGAGUCACCAGUUCCAGUGCCCACGUUACCCAGUUUCGUGCCCUAAUCAGUGUGGGAUCGCCAACAUUGCUAGAGAGGACUUGAGUGGACAUCUUAAAGACAGCUGCAGCUCCGCUCUGGUGCUUUGUCCUUUCAAAGAAUCGGGCUGUAAACAUAGGUGCCCAAAGAUAAGUAUGGCUCGUCAUCUAGAAGAGAACAUGAGGGCCCAUUUGAGUAUGAUGUCUUCUCUGGUAAACCGUCAGAAGCAGGAAAUCCUGGAGCUGCGAAAACAAGUUGAGGAACUGUCUGUGGGCAGCGAGGGGGUGCUUAUCUGGAAGAUCAGUGAUUACUCCCGAAAAGUACAGGAGGCCAAGAUCAGAGGCAACUACGAGUCAUUUAGCCCAGCCUUCUAUACUCACAGAUACGGCUACAAGCUUCAGGUUUCAGUAUUUUUGAAUGGAAAUGGUAGCGGGGAGAACAACUACCUAUCUGUUUACAUUAGGGUCCUUCCAGGAGAGUAUGACAGCCUACUGGAAUGGCCUUUUUCAUACCGGGUCACCUUUUCCUUGCUUGACCAAAGUGAUCCAUCUCUUUCUAAACCCCAGCAUAUCACAGAGACAUUUAACCCUGACCCCAACUGGAAGAACUUCCAGAAACCCAGUAGUUCCCGAAAUUCUCUGGAUGAGAGUACCCUUGGCUUUGGUUAUCCAAAAUUUAUCUCCCAUGAGGACAUAAGGAAACGUAACUAUGUGCGGGAUAACUGCAUAUUUAUCCGUGCAUCUGUGGACAUCCCACAGAAAAUCAUUGCAUAACUGGAGGAAGUGGGCACUGGAUAGAACAAUUUCAGCUCUUGCUGAACAGGAGGUGGUUAGUUGUUUUGUUUUGCCCUGUACAUUGACCAAGUAAACUGUGAACUUUUGACUUUCAUGGCAAAUUGAUCAUACCCUGCUGAGGUACAUUUUGUGGAUGAGAGACCCAAAGAAAACUUUAAAGGUGGCCAAAACCAAAAAACUUACACCUUUUUUGUCCACUUCUCUGCAACCUUGUAAGGCAGUGGUACCAAUGUGACAAAUCCCUAGCCAGCCUUUCUUAUAUCUAAAUUUUUGUCCUGAAGGAAUGGGGGCCAGAUCUUUACUAUGCUGGCCUUCCCUGUUUGUCCGAACUUUCAUUUCAUGAACAACUUUAGCAUAGAAACAAUCUGCAUACAGUGGCAGAGCAAAUUGCUGUCCACAAUCCUGGCACUCAAUGAACCACAAUAAUAAAUACAGCACUGGAAUUCUGGCUUUCAAUUAAUGUUCUAGAAUAAUACUAAACUGUAAUGAUCGUAGACUUCUUAAGGUCAAAAGCUUUUCCCUUUGUGAUUGGUAGAUGAUGUACCACCCAAAAGGUGCUAAUAUAAAGCCAAAGUGUCUAAGCAGAUCUAUUUGAAUUGUAAUGCGUUCAACCAAUAUAUAGAACGUACAGGUGGGUCUACCUCAGGGUUACCGUUGUAUGGUGCUGGGGUAUUGUAACCACUAAAUAAGACACUAUUCUGCUUUGUGGUUUAAGGGAACAUCCUAUGUAAUUGUUAUGACAUGCAAAUCCUUUGGCACUGCAAAAUGCAAAUAUUAUGUGUUUAUUAAAAAAGAUUUAACUAUAUUUCCCCUUAAGGAAAACAGGACCAGGUCCUGUGGACCUUACCAGCACUGAGGGGGAAUACAUGCGUUUGUAUUGUGUGCAGCAUUUUACAGUUGCAAACAUUUUCUAUAUCUUUACAAUUUGUACUCUUUUUACUCAUUUUGUAACUGAUACAGUUUGAUAACUAAUUGUGCUGCAGAGACCUGGGGCUUGAUUUAGUUAAUUUCUUUGUUUCUGAUCAAUGUUACCAGAAUGUUGUGUGAAGUGCUCUGUUUUGUGACCCUUGCCAUGACAAAGAAAGUAACCAAUACCAUUAUGCAUUUUGUUAACAUUGUGUAGUGUAGCAACAGUAUUUAGCGCCUGUGUGCUGUGGUAGCAAAUAAGAUUGCUCAUGUUGCCAGGGAUGCAUUGUAAGCCACAGGUGACCGUUUAAAAUAAGCAGUACUAUAAUUCAUUGACUCUCUACUUCCUGAACUACAUUUAGCCACAAGUGCUACCCAGGUGCUGAACCAAAAAUGGGCCAGCUACUAAGCUUUACAUUACUGCUUUUCAAAUAAAGAUAGCAAGAGAACAAAGAAAAAUUGAUAAUAGGAGUAAAUUAGAAAGUGGCUUAAAAUUGCAUGCUCUAUCUGAAUCAUGAAAUCUGGGUUUAGUAUCCCUUUUUAAUAAGUUCUUUUUGGUUUAGUUUCUUGAUCGAUCCAAGCCAUAACUUAAAGGGACAGUCUAGUCCAAAAUAAACGUUCAUGAUUCAGAUAAAGCAUGUAAUUUUAAACAAUUUUCCAACUUACUUUUAUCACCAAUUUUGCUUUGUUCUCUUUGUAUUCUUAGUUGAAAGCUAAACCUAGGAGGUUCAUAUGCUAAUUUCUAAGCCUUUGAAGGCCGCCUCUUCUCUCAGGGCAUUUUGACAGUUUUCACCACUAGAGGGUGUUAGUUCAUGUGUGUCAUAUAGAUAACACUGUGCUCACACACGUGGAGUUCCUAGGAGCCAGCACUGAUUGGCUAAAAUGCAUGUCUGUCAAAAGAACUGAAAUAAGGGGGCAGUUUGCAGAGGCUUAGAUACAAGAUAAUCGCAGAGGUAAAAAGUGUAUUUAUAUAACUGUGUUGGUUAUGCAUAACUAGGGAAUGGGUAAUAAAGGGAUUAUCUGAUUUUUAAAACGGUCUCCUCGAAUAUUGAAUUGACAUGGUUUAUUCAUUGUCAAAUACAGGAUUGUAACUUUUCAUAGUAAGAAGGUAACAAUGGACUAGUAACUUUGUACCCUGAAUGGUAAACUAACUUUACCCAACAACCUUUUUUAUUUUUAAGUGGAUACACCUGGUUCUGUUGGUGUAUUACUAUAAUGACAUUUAUAUAUUAGUGAGUGGGCCAAAGUGUUCUUUCCAAUGAGAUUUGUUAAUUUUUCUAGUUCUACAAAAGAAACCCAAAUAAACCUAAAUCUAGUGCUUCCUUUAAUAAUAAAAAAAUCUUAUAAAUACUUUUUUGAAAUAUUUAUUGAGAUGAAACAUUUAUAAAACAUAUGUGGAGAUAAAUCUAAAAAGGAAGACAGCUGAUAAUCAGUAAAAGAUUAAUCUUUACCCCCUCAUUAUUUAUUCCCUGGUGCUAAUGACUUAUUUAUAUCUAUAUAUGUUAUACAUAUACACUUUCAAAAUCUACAAUAAUCCCUGUUAAGAAUAGCAAGUAACUAGUUUAUUGACCCCCUUUAGAUUGUUAUGAAUUGUAGUCCGUUUUGGUUCUAGAAUGCCUUUUGUACCUUUUUAGGACCUCAGGAUAUCAGUAUCUGUGAACUGGUGGUUUUCUCAGUGACUUUUCAGUUGUGAAAUACAGUUGCUCUCCUGUUUUCAAGACUGGUGUCCUUCCUUGCAGUUGGUGAUAAGAUCUACUGACUGGAAUUGUCUUACAAUACAACUCCCCAUUCACAUUACCAGAGCACUUCAUAAAAUGAUGAUUGCUUGUUCACUAGCAAGAAAUCCUAAAACCUGGUGGGACUCCAGGUUAGUGUGGCAAAGAACAUGCAAUAAAACUGACGAUUGUUACAUUGGUGUUAUAUAGGGUGUCUGAAUCUGUUAUCUGUUUAAUUAUUUAUUGUCUAGUUCUCUGUUAAAUGAAGAAUUAAUGUAUGGAAAGGGAGGGGGUGGCCGAUUUUGUCUUUAUACUUUUGUAUAAUAAAUCGUCUCCUUAUUGGAUUUCUAAA